Messenger RNA from Xyrauchen texanus (razorback sucker), 1975 nucleotides. Its product is annotated as transmembrane protein 138-like. The transcript has 5 exons. Lineage: Eukaryota; Metazoa; Chordata; Actinopteri; Cypriniformes; Catostomidae. The record is from RefSeq and is a predicted model, not a curated record. The coding region runs from base 526 to 1014 and encodes 162 amino acids. Gene Ontology annotation, cellular component: cilium.
AGACGCGGCAGCGCACGUGCUCUGUUGCUCUUGUUAUUACCUCAAUCAGAACAGGUCAUUUAAUAUCACGGGAAAUCAGGACGAUUUUUCGAUUCAGACGGAUUCCAGGAUAUUUCAGGGACAAAAAUACUGCAGUCUCAUACGGGUGCAACAUGGCUGAAGAUCUACAAUAUGUGAAAACGGUCUUAUGAAGAAUUCUGCGCUCUCAAAAGAACACUUCAUAUUUAUCCAAAGAUCCUCAGGUUUACUCAUCUUUUAAUCCAGCAUGGCUGACACCUGGAUCAAACAGUCUACACAACAGUUCCAGGAAUUAUCCUUGAUAUCUUUCUGUUUUUCAUGGAGAAGCAGGAAAUAAGAUGGAAUUUCCUCCCUGUGCUUUUCAUACAGUCACUACGAGAUAAUCUCGCUGUCUGAUGUGUGUUCUAUAGAGGAGUGCUGUGGCACCGCUGUGUGCUGGUUUAUUCUGGAGUUACCUGUCUUUUGUGAGUUCUUGUCUGGGUCGAAGAGGUCCAGUUCGCUGCAGAAAUGCUCCAGACUAAUAAUUACUCGCUGGUUUUGCUGAUCCAGCUAGCACUGCUGACCUUUGACCUGUUCGUCAACUCCUUCAGUGAACUCCUGAGGGCCGCACCGGUCAUCCAGCUGGUGCUGUUCAUAAUCCAGGACAUUGGCAUCCUGUUUAACGUGAUCAUCAUUCUUCUCAUGAUGUUUAACACAUACGUGUUUCAGGUGGGACUGGUGUCCCUGUUACUGGAGCGAUUCAGAGCACUGCUCAUGCUGUCUGCACUUUACCUGACUUUCAGCAUCUGCUUUCACUGUUGGGUCAUGAACCUGAGGUGGAUGGAGUCCAAUCGUUUCAUAUGGACGGAUGGUUUGCAGGUUCUCUUUGUCUUCCAUAGACUGGCUGCUGUGUUGUAUUACUACUUCUACAAACGCACAACCGAGUACCUGGGAGACCCCAGACUUUACGAAGAUUCCCCGUGGCUACGCGACGCAUUCGCUAAAGCGCGACAGUGAGCUCAGAUAGUGAGAAACUCCUUAAACUUGAGCCAAAAUGGAGAUAUUACAGUGUGGUACAAGAAAAACAUUACUGACGACCGUAAACGUCAAAGAAGUGACUUGUUUUUACAAUUCUUUGAAUAAUGACCAGGAAUUUCAGGAAAACUAAAUACACCCUUUGAGCACGAAAACAAAAGACUAAAAAACGGCUGAACUGCAAAGGAAGAAGCCUCUGAGCAGAAGAACAAAUGGAGAUUUAAUCCCAUCUCUGAAAUAACCGAUGUUGGGAUCAACAAGAAAUUGGUGCGAUCAUUGGACGUCGAGGUGAAAACUGUCAUUUGAAUUUCUUUAAAUCUCAUCAAGCAGUUUUAAUACAGGUAUUGUCUUUUUAUAGAUGACAGCACGUGUUUCUCUUGCAUACAAAGAUGUUUGUAGCUUUUCCAAGACUUUACAAUCACUUUGAAGCUGAAAUGUGCCGCUAGUGCACCUUAUAAAAUUGCAAAACAAUGACCGUUUAUAACACUCCCCCAAUCUGCCAUUGGUCAGUCUAGCAGGUAGCCCCACCCUAAACUCGCACCAUUGGUUGAGCCAAUGUUGUUAUGUCUGGGCUAGUUACAGUGGUUUGAUUGCACAGACGACCCAAGAAAGGUUUCAUAAACUUCAGUUUGCCUUUUGAGAAGUGGAGUGUGAUUUGGUUUGAGGAAUCACCAUUGUUUUUAUGGUUUAAUUUUAUAUGUGUCAACAAGUUUUUAACAUUUUGUUUGUAAAUGUGCAUUUUCAGCAAACUAAUCAAAUUAUACAGAUGUCAGCAAAGUGUAAACAAAGUGCCUCGUGGUAAAGUCAUUAUGGUAAACAUUACGGAAAGCGAAUAAACUGUGCAGUUGCGACAGCGCAUGUGAAUGCUGUAAUAAUGUUCUUUUUCUGGCAAAUAUUGUACAUCUAUUUUGUGUCGUUGCUGACGUUAUAAUAAAAUCUUCCA